CCAAAUCCGGAAGCAAUGGCGGGCGGCGACGAGGAGGCCACGACGGCGCUGCUGCUGCCGCCGCCGGCGGGGUCGGAGGAGCGGGAGGAGCCCUCGGCACUGCCCCCGCCGGCGGAUCGGCUAGGGGUCGGGUACCUCAUCUUCUUCACGCUGGGCGCCGGGUUCCUGCUGCCCUGGAACGCCUACAUCACCGCCGUCGACUACUUCUCCUACCUCUACCCAGGCGCCCCCGUCGACCGCGUCUUCUCCGUAUCCUACAUGCUCUCCUGCCUCUUCCCCUUGCUCCUCAUCGUGCUCGUCUUCCCCAAGUCCAGCGCCCCCGCCCGCAUCAACACGGGCCUCACCCUCUUCACGCUCGCGCUCCUCGUCGUGCCCGUCAUGGACGCCGUCUACGUCAAGGGCACGCCGAAGCUCUACGGCGCGUUUGAUGUGACCGUCGCCGCCACGGUCAUGUGCGGCGUCGCCGAUGCGCUCGUGCAGGGCGGGGUUAUUGGCUUCGCCGGAGAGCUCCCCGAGCGGUACAUGCAGGCCGUCGUCGCCGGAACCGCCGCCUCAGGUGUACUUGUGUCAGCAAUGAGAGUAAUUACCAAAGCGAGCUACCCUCAAGAUGCCGAGGGGUUAAGGCAAAGCGCGAUCCUCUACUUCAUUGUCGGUAUUGUGGUCAUGGUCAUCUGCAUAGUGUGCUACAAUGUGGCUGACAGGCUUCCAGUUGUCGUGUACUACAAGAACAUCAAGAGGAGGGCUCAGAAGGCAGAGGUGGGGGGUGGCAUGACAGGAUCUGCCUGGAGAUCAACAUUAUGGAGCAUUGUCGGGAGAGUGAAGUGGUAUGGGCUAGGGGUGGUUCUCAUCUACGCGGUCACCCUGUCCAUAUUUCCGGGAUACAUCACAGAGGACGUGCACUCUGAGGCACUCAAGGAUUGGUACCCUAUCAUGCUCAUCAGCGCCUACAAUGUGUUUGAUCUUGUCGGCAAGUGUUUACCAGCUGUCUAUCUCCUCCAGAAUGCCAAUGUUGCCGUUGCUGGAUCGUUCGCGAGGCUCCUGUUCUACCCCCUCUUCUAUGGUUGCUUGCAUGGACCCAGCUUCUUCCGCACUGAGAUUCCGGUCACCUUUUUGACAUGCCUUCUCGGAGUCACCAACGGGUACCUGACCUCUGUGCUCAUGAUCCUUGCUCCCAAGGCUGUGCCCAUACACCACUCGGAGACUGCAGGAAUAGUCAUAGUGUUGUUCCUUGUGAUUGGGCUGGUCAUUGGUUCGUUUGUUGCUUGGUUUUGGGUCAUUUGAAUGGGACCCUGCCAUCCUGUGUAUUCAUGUUAGUGUACCAUAGCACCAUCUUCUUGCUGAUGCUUCAUUUGCCCACCAAAGGACCAAGGGUAUGUAAUUUGUUAGUGUAACACACACGGAGACCGGUGCAGUGUAUGUAAAUUUACAUUUCAUGAAGGAUAUCCAUUGUUACUCUUCCUCAGCUCAUAUGAAGCUACACUGGCCUCUCUUUUUUCAUUA
Molecule: messenger RNA, 1500 nt
Organism: Brachypodium distachyon (stiff brome)
Lineage: Eukaryota; Viridiplantae; Streptophyta; Magnoliopsida; Poales; Poaceae
Product: equilibrative nucleotide transporter 1
Exons: 2
Coding region: 16-1281 (421 amino acids)
Biological process (GO): nucleoside transmembrane transport
Cellular component (GO): plasma membrane
Molecular function (GO): nucleoside transmembrane transporter activity
Source: RefSeq, a predicted model, not a curated record